Messenger RNA from Myotis brandtii (Brandt's bat), 1734 nucleotides. RefSeq names its product zonadhesin. The record is from RefSeq and is a predicted model, not a curated record. The transcript is spliced from 2 exons. NCBI's taxonomy places the organism in Eukaryota, Metazoa, Chordata, Mammalia, Chiroptera, Vespertilionidae. Bases 22 to 1719 code for a protein of 565 amino acids.
GGCUUGGCCCUCUACCACCACAUGUCCCACAAGUCCCAAUUUGGCCAACAGAGCAACCAGGCAGAAGUCCUUACAGAAGAUCCCGAAAGUGAGGCCCAAGAUGAGACUUCAGACCCUUUGCCCAAUACCUCCAGGCUAAGUGCCCAGGACCCUUCACCCAUUACCCCCUCUAGCCCGGUCAGCAUCCAAGAACCUCAACCCAUUCUCCACUCUCCCCGGGUCAGCAUGCAAGAACCAACACCCAUUCUCCACUCUCGCCGGGUCAGCAUCCAGGAACCACCAUCCAUUCCCCACUCUCGCCGGGUCAGCAUCCAAGAACCACCACCCAUUCUCCACACUCGCCGGGUCAGCAUCCAAGAACAUCCACCCAUUGUCCACACUCGCCGGGUCAGCAUCCAGGAACACCCACCCAUUGUCCACACCCGCCGGGUCAGCAUCCAGGAACAUCCACCCGUUAUCCAAGAGACACUGCCCGUCGUCCACACUCGCCGGGUCAGCAUCCAGGAACCUCCACCCAUUCUCCACAUGCGCCGGGUCAGCAUCCAAGAACCUUCAUCCAUCUUGCGCACUCGCCGGGCCAGCAUCCAAGAACCUUCAUCCAUCUUGCGCACUCGCCGGGCCAGCGUCCAGGAGCCAUCGCCCAUUGACAACAGUCUCUGGGGCAGUAUCAGAGAGGCACCAUCCCUUGGUAACAUUAGCCAAAAGAGUAUCCAAGAGACACCAUCCACUGUUAACAUUGGCCAAACGAGUAUCCAAGAGACACCAUCCGUUAGCAGCGUUCACCAAGCCAGCCCCCAAGACACACCGCCAGUUACCCCUCUCAACACCCUGACCGUUCAGCCAAGUGUCCAAACAAGUUCCCAAAUUCCCAGGUUCAGUAUCCCCAGGCCUUCGCUGAUGCCCCACACCCCCCACACCAGUCAAACCAGUUUGGGAGACAACUUGACAAGCACCCAGAGUCAAAGUUUAAGGGUUCCAGGCAUCAAGUUCCCAAACCGGGCCAGUGUGGACGUCCCCCCUUCAAUUACCGACAGCCCUGAGGCCAGCGUGGAAAGCAUGGAAUCAAUUCUCUGGGUCUCCCAGGAGGUGUUCAAAGAAUCUUUGUACAACCUCCAAGUCAGCAAAAAUUCUCCAGAUAGCGACAUCCCGCUACACAGCUCCACGGACACCAGCUCUGGCAGGUAUUCGGUCAGGGCUAAACGCAGACAUUCACAGCUGCCCCUGGGCACCCGGCUGCUGCACCAGGCCAAGAAGCUCAGCCGCCAGCUGAGCCUGGUGCUGAGCCUGGUGGGCGCGGUGAUCAUCGGUCUCAUCACUCUGGGCCAGCCCUGGGUCCACUUCCAGGUGCCACUGACACUCCCUGGGGGUCCUGCUGACCCCCCGCCCCAAACCAUCCCCAUCAACACCAUCUUCAUUGUGCGGUGUUCUGACGUCUCCUGCCUGCAUGAGCAAGACCACAAUGCUUGUAAGGCCUGCCCUAGACUCCCCAUUCCCGGGGCGCGUUUCUCCUCUGUCCUAAGGACCCCUUUCCGCCUUCCCUGGGAUGACCCCACUGCCCCGGGUGUGUCCUCUCUGCUCUGCAACGGUCCUCACUACCUCCGGACCAGCCUCCCUUCCCCAGGAUGGGGCUCCCUGCUGCAAGACCACCCUCGCUGCCUUGUGUUCAUCCUCACCUACAUGACCCUGAUCCUGCUGUUCCUGAUUCUCUUCCUUCCCUAGACUUGCUGGACUCUG